AUGUCCAAAGGCAAGGUCAAGAUUGAGCAGAAGAUGAAGGACGUGGACGUCAUCCUCGAAGUUCGAGAUGCCCGAGCACCCUUUACUUCUGCUCAGUUUGAGCUGACCACGAACCUUCCGAGCAACGUGCAGCGUUUGGUGGUAUUGAACAAGGCCGAUCUGGUGACGCCCAACGUGGGACUGGCCAUGAGGGGCCUCAUCGAAGAGGCAGGGCAACCCUGUCUUCUGACAACGGCGGCGGAGAACAGGAACCUGAUCAAGAUCAAGCAGUUUGCCCUGGACAGCGUGAGAUCGAAGCAUCCCCGUACCCUCGGAGUGAUGCUGAUGGUGGUGGGCCUGCCGAAUGUCGGGAAGUCGACGAUCAUCAGCGGUUUGAAGCGGAUCGCUUUUGCUACCCUGCGCCAUCAAGGGCCGAACAGCAAGCUGAUGCAGGGGGUCCCACGGCGGUAUUAA
Molecule: messenger RNA, 453 nt
Organism: Symbiodinium sp. CCMP2456
Lineage: Eukaryota; Dinophyceae; Suessiales; Symbiodiniaceae
Source: the annotation of a GenBank genome assembly